Messenger RNA from Pygocentrus nattereri (red-bellied piranha), 4116 nucleotides. RefSeq names its product spire-type actin nucleation factor 1b (gene spire1b). The transcript is spliced from 17 exons. Bases 128 to 2344 code for a protein of 738 amino acids. Gene Ontology annotation, molecular function: actin binding. Gene Ontology annotation, biological process: actin filament polymerization; Golgi vesicle transport; polar body extrusion after meiotic divisions. The record is from RefSeq and is a predicted model, not a curated record. NCBI's taxonomy places the organism in Eukaryota, Metazoa, Chordata, Actinopteri, Characiformes, Serrasalmidae. Gene Ontology annotation, cellular component: cell cortex; cytoplasmic vesicle membrane.
GAUUGGUGUUGUGCUGUGAGCAGCGCUGCAGGCUGGCGGUUUGGUGAGGAGGGCAGGUCCAGCGCUCCGAGUGACCACAAAGAUCCUGGUCCACGCGGGCAGGAUGAGGGGAUGAGAGGAUGAGAGGAUGUCUGAGCGCGAGCUGAUGGAGGCCACGGUUCGUGAGGAGGCGGAGGAGGAGGAUGAGGAAGAAGAGGAGGAAGAAGGAGAGGAGCUGACGCUGCAGGAGAUCUUAACGCUCUAUAACCAGCCUAUAAACGAGGAGCAGGCCUGGGCGGUUUGCUAUCAAUGCUGCCGGACUUUGGCGGAGGAAGGCGCGGGGCGAAGGCGCAGCAGCGCCGGGCGCUCAGGGCUGGACCAUCGGGUGGUCAUCGGGGGUCCAGGCGACGUGAGGAUACACAAGAAUGGCACUAUCAGGCCGCACAUUGCAGGUAAAGGCCAGGCAGCGUCCUCAGCAGUGUGGGUGAUUGAAUCUCUGGGCAUUAUGAUCUAUAAAGCUCUGGACUUCGGUCUAAAGGAGAAUGAGGAGCGUGAGCUGAGCCCACCGCUGGAGCAGCUCAUCGACCUGAUGACUAACACGGCCGGCUUGGACGCUGACCCCUGCCCUGACGAAGGCUAUGAGGCCACUGAGGAAGAGGAGGAGGAAGGGCGGGGCUCCAGCAGUGGGAUCCGCCGCUACCGGGACGUCCUCAAGUUGUGCACGUCUCACCUUCCGAGGCCAGAGGACGCUCCUGCCCACUACCAGGCUGUGUGCCGCGCCCUGUACGCUGAGACCAUGGAGCUGCGGACCUUUCUGGACAAGAUCAGGAGUGCUAAAGAAAACCUACGGAAGAUGGAGGGUGAUACGACUGAUGAUCCAGCCAGAGACCUGAAUGAGUUACAGAAUGCAGACUGGGCACGAUUCUGGGUGCAGGUGAUGAGGGACUUGAGGAACGGAGUGAAGCUGAAGAAGGUGCAGGAACGCCAGUACAACCCCCUGCCCAUCGAGUACCAGCUCACACCCUACGAAAUGCUCAUGGACGACAUCCGCUCCAAACGCUACAAACUGCGCAAGGUCAUGGUAAAUGGAGACAUUCCCCCACGGUUAAAGAAGAGCGCACAUGAGGUCAUCCUGGACUUCAUACGGUCCAGACCUCCUCUCAACCCCGUGGCAGCGAGAAAGCUGAGGCCGCAGGUUGAACGUCCUCCAAGCCUCCACGAGCGCAUCCUGGAGGAGAUCAAAUCUGAGAGGAAGCUCCGCCCAGUAUCACCUGACCAGAUCCGCAGGAGCAGACCGGUAUUUCGGCCGCUUAGCAAUUCUCAGAGUUUUGACUCCUCAGACGUGUCAACCCCUGAUGCAGCGAGGAAAGCGUCCAGCACGCUCUCGCUGGCCAACGGCUCAUCCCUCCCACAGAGCAGCGCCAGCGGCUUCCAGAGGAAGAGGCUCCAGGCGCCCACGCUGUCAGAACUGGACAGCUCUGACUCAGACGAUGAGACAGUGGGUCAAAGGUCAGCCAGCACCUCCAGCAUCUCUACACCCAUGGUGGAGGACACAUCACCAGAGUCUGUGGUGGGAAAGAAGACCCCACCCAUGUUCCUGCCCAUCUCCUCCACGCCACAGCCUGAAAGGAAGCAGCCUGCCCAGAGGAGACACUCUAUAGAGAAGGAGACACCCACCAAUGUGCGCCAAUUCGUACCUCCGUCCAAACAAAGCUCCAAAUCCUUAGAGGAGUUUUGUUUCCCGGUGGAGUGUUUGGCCCUGACAGUGGAGGAGGUGAUGCACAUCCGGCAGGUCCUGGUCAAAGCCGAGCUGGAGAAGUUCCAGCAGUACAAAGACAUCUACAACGCACUGAAAAAGGGAAAGCUUUGCUUCUGCUGUCGAACCAAAAAGUUCUCCUUCUUCACGUGGUCUUACACCUGCCAGUUCUGCAAAAGGCCUGUGUGUUCACAGUGCUGUAAGAAGAUUCGGUUGCCCUCUAAACCCUAUGGCAGCCUGCCCAUCUACUCUCUGGGUCCUUCCACCUCCACACUGUCCCGGGACAAAUCAGAAAAGGGCAGUACGAGCCACCACCGGCCCAGCCUCCACCGCACCAUGUCCAGACUGUCGAAGGCGUCGCGCCAGUCCUCCUCGUCCUCCUCACGGGAGGAGGUGGAGCUGCCCCGUGAGCUGACUGCGGACUGGAGCAGCAUGGAGGUUUGUGUGGACUGCAAGAAGUUCAUCUCCGACAUCAUCUCCUCCAGCAAGCACAGCCUGUCUCUGGCCACCAAGCGCGCCCGCUUGAAGCGCAAAACACAGUCAUUCGUCAUGUCUUCUUCAAAAGGGGGGGAGUACAGACCCUCAGAGAGAACUAUCAAUGAGGUCUGACCCGCCAGACCUUUCUGUCUGAUCCAAAGCCUGGACUGGACCUUAAUCGCUGGACUGAAAUGAUGUAGGAGACCCUGGAGUGGGAAGUAUAUGUCCACCUGUUUGGUCUAGAGGGAGGCAGGCAUGGACUGUGUGGUGUAGCAGCCAUAAAGUCUGACAAGUACUAGUUCUUCUAAAUGGACCAACGCUGCCUUCAUGUGCUGAUUGGACAGUCCUAUUUUUCCACAAAGUUAUAGUUAAUUUACAUUUGAGAACUUUGAAGAUGGAAAAAUUUAAAAUAUUUUAGCCAAGCCCACCAAAUAUCCCAAGGUCAUCAUUCAAAAAUAUACAUAUUUUAAAAUAUACAUAAACAAACGAACAAUAUCUGUGGCCUAACUGGUGACUACUACAAGUAAAUUAAGGAAUAGUCUACCACUUUAGUCUUUGCAUUUAAGUGCACUGUAGUAAGAAAUAUGAAAUAUAACUUAGGGUGGUGAACACAUCAUAAAUGUGAGCUAGCUAGCUGGUAGGAGUGGGAAAAAAAUUAUACUUAAAGGGCCCAUACUGUCCAUAUGUGGAAACUGAACUGCAAAAAAUUAAUUUUUUCUGUGAUGUCACAAGAACCAGCUCAUUUAUAUCUACCCACCUGUUCAAACUACAACAGUUUAGCCUCACCCACCCAGACUGAAGUAGUGCUUCAGCUCUGAUUGCUUCUUGAUUAUGACACAAUACAGGACAGUUGAUCAUAACUGAGCUCAUUUGCAUGCGUUUAGUCUUAAAGGCACAGUAACAAAAUAGGCCGUUUAAUUCUAAGGGGUAAAAAGGGGGUCAGAAAACGGUCAUGUAGACAUGAAUUAUUUUUUGGAAUUUGUGUGAUGUUAUUUUAUUCGCUCCUUGGCUUGAUUUUUUGCUAAUUUUCGCUGCCGAUGGGGAACUUGCUGUCGUUUCUGCUGUUGGCAUGGCGACACCCAAGCUGACGAAUCAGCAACCGGAACUUUUUGACAAAUGUCAGAAAGAUUAGAUGCCCUCUGCUUCCUCAUGGAUGCUGUUAGCAUCGUGAAAAGCAGCUCAAACUCAGUUACAGUCAUCUGAGCACUAUACCAAAUAUCUGAGAGAGGUGGUGAAACUCUCUGUACUCUUUCACUUUUUCAAAAUGGAGAGCAGCCCACCCAGUGUCACUGAUUGCCUUUUUAUGAGGUGCAAAUGAAAUCUUUAUCGCUUAAAGACAUUCUGCCUGUUUUUUGGUAGAGGCGCAAACAACACAGCAAAAUUCCAAAAAAUUGCAGUGCAUCCAGUGGUUUUACUUUUGAUGUGGAAAAAAACAUUGCAGCAAAAAUGUCACAUUUUUAUGUUGUUUAUUUGCAUCACGUUCAGUGUGUUUUAGCAUUUAGAUGCAACACAUCUCUAUUGAAACAUUCUAAACUCACAAUACGUUCCAUACCGGUUCACUUAAGGCAGGACAUGAUACAGUAUAUUUCCUUGAUAAAUGAGAAAAAUUUUCUAUCUGACGUUUCUCCAGUAGGGGCCGCUAAAAUGUUUAUUUAUUGUUUUUCAUGCUAAGCUGCACUGUUCCAUGUAAACAGCACUAAUUAUGCUCUCUUUGUAAUGGAACAUGCGGUUGCCUAAUGUUCUUUAAUUACGUAGUCACACUCUUCAAAAAAGAUGACAAAGAUUAGCAAAGAAAAUGGUUCUGUAAAGAACCAUGAACACUCAAAGAACCUUUUGCAUGCUUAAAGGGUUCUUUGCAUUGUGGAAAUGUUCUUCAGACUGAUAGACAAUGUGCAUGAAUGUGC